GAGAAGCAGAGUCAAAGUGAGGAGACGGAGCCAUGCCGCAGCCAUCUCUCUCGGCCACAUUGUGAAAUAGCGCGCAACUGCCCCCUCCCUGCGGCCACCUCCCAACCGCCAUAACCUUCACUUCCGCCUCCACCUCUCUCCCGAAUCUCCAUUUUCCUCCUUUCCACCAUCAAAACCCCUUCGCCUCUUCGAUUCAGCCCACAAAAUCGAGCAUUCUCCACUGCGAUUUAUCAGAAACCACCACUAAUCACUACCUCGACGACUCUCUAUUCUCAAAUCGCAUCGCAAAUCGCCGUUGACUGUUCCUCACAACGACGCGGUUUUCUUAUCACAUCGUGCAUUCCAUAACCCCAGGCCUAAAUACAGACUUAUGCUAAUCGUUUCAAGAUUCUAUCUCACCGGAGGUUCGGUUCGAAGCCUCAAAUUCAAUGAAAGAGAGGGUCAUGGAUCAUGGGGGUAGCAACCCAGAAACCAGACAAGGAAUUCCGCUUAAUCGAGCUAGGAGUUUAGGCUCGUCAUUUAGGAGAAGCUCUUUUAACUCUUCUUGCGAUCAGCCUCCUCUAACUGAUCAUGAUGCUGAAAGUGAGAGCGUUUCAGAAGCGGGGGACAUUGGGGAUCGUGCUCUUUACAGCAAUAGAUUCAGUGAUAGUGAGCGCUUUAGCUUAUCUCUCGAUCGUGCUUUGGAGAAUGGUGCAAUUGCCCCAAUUCCAGAGAACGCCUUCGUGCAAUCCUAUGGAUUUCGAGGUCGUGAAUCUGCAACAGUUAAUACUCCUGCUUCUCUUGUGCCACCUCAAGCUGAGGAAAUCGUGUCCACUCUUGCAAACUGCCCCAUAGAUCAUUCUGAAGACACAAAGCAAGAAAGCAAGAGGAAGUUUUCAAGGCUGUUGGAGUAUGUAACAUGCCUUGUUCAUCUUGCUGUUUUUGGAAUUCUUGGGGUCUUGACAAGAUAUGGACUACAGAAGUUGUUUGGCCCAGAGAAUGCAAACGUGACGAGCAAUGAGACGAUUCUGUAUCCAGAUCUGCCUUCCAAUAUGGUGGGAUCAUUCUUGAUGGGAUGGUGGGGUGUUGUUUUCAAAGGAGACAUUUCAGGCAUUUCAGAUUAUCUAUCCAUUGGAUUGACAACCGGUUACUUGGGAAGCCUAACAACAUUCAGCGGAUGGAAUCAGAAAAUGCUGGAUCUAAGUGUCGACGGCCGCUGGCUCUUUGCCAUCCUCGGUUUCCUCAUAGGCUUGUUUCUGGUGGCGUACUCCAUUAUCUUCGGAAUAGAGACAGCAAAGGGCUUCCGAUGGAUUAUGAAAAGAAAAAACAUAACCUGCAGCUGGUGCUUGAAAGUGGACAGUUACGAGCGUGACUUGGCAGCAAUGGUGGGGUUUUCACUGAUGCUGAUUCUAUUAUGGAGCCUCAGUGGGAGCCUACUGGAGAGAGAUUUCAGCAGCGAGGCGGCGGAACUGUGGGUGGGUUGCCUGGUGGGGCCGGUGGGAGUAUGGGCGCGGUGGUUCUUAGCCAGGCUAAAUGGGCGGGGAGUGGGGCGUAAAGGGCGGUGGAAAUGGGUGCCGAUUGGAACUCUGAUGGCGAAUGUUUUAGCGGCGUGUGUGAUGGCGGCGCUGGCGACGGUGAAGAAAGCUGUGAAAACGGAGAAGGUGGAGACGGUAGCGAGUGGGGUGCAGCUGGGGCUGUUGGGGUGUUUGAGCACGGUGUCGACGUUCAUUGCGGAGUUCAAUGCGAUGAGGCUGAGCGAUCAGCCUUGGAGAGCCUACGCGUAUGCGGCCCUCACGAUGGCCAUUUCCUUUGCAUUAGGCGUCUUGAUUUACUCUAUACCCGUCUGGACCCAAGGAUUCAACGAGUAAAAUGUUGUAAAUCCAUCUUGAUAAUUCAUAUGAUAUUAGUACUUUAUAAUUUUUUAUAUUUUUUUAU
Molecule: messenger RNA, 1914 nt
Organism: Cucurbita maxima (winter squash)
Lineage: Eukaryota; Viridiplantae; Streptophyta; Magnoliopsida; Cucurbitales; Cucurbitaceae
Product: fluoride export protein 2
Exons: 7
Coding region: 429-1847 (472 amino acids)
Biological process (GO): fluoride transmembrane transport
Cellular component (GO): membrane
Molecular function (GO): fluoride transmembrane transporter activity
Source: RefSeq, a predicted model, not a curated record